GUUUAUCCAUGCAUCAUUUUGUCGAUCUACUAAGAUUAAAUUGUCUCGUUGUAGUUGCAAGACUGGAACAAUAGACGGCAGUUUACACCACCCAGUGACUUCCAUGCUGACGCGAUGAAUGAUUAUUUCAUUUCUCAGGCAGUGAUAGAAAAUACCAGAGCAAAUGAUAUACACAAGCGAGUUCCCUUUUUAGUACCGUUUACUAGCAGGGUUAAGAUUUUCACUACACAACUAGCAGCAGCUAGGCAAAGGAAUGGAUCUCUUGCUGUUUUUGCUAGAAACCGGUUUAGAAUUCGACGAAAUCAUAUACUGGAAGAUGCUUUCAGUCAGAUGAGUGCAUUGUCUGAAGUUGAUCUUCGAGGAUCGAUACGUGUGUCUUUUGUUAAUGAAUUUGGAGUUGAGGAGGCAGGAAUUGAUGGUGGUGGUAUUUUUAAAGAUGUCAUGGAGAACAUUACACGGGCAGCCUUUGACGUGCAGUAUGGUUUAUUUAAGGUUAUCACGACAUUCCUUAUUAUUCGCAUGGCAUGGCUUUGUUAA
Molecule: messenger RNA, 537 nt
Organism: Cucumis sativus (cucumber)
Lineage: Eukaryota; Viridiplantae; Streptophyta; Magnoliopsida; Cucurbitales; Cucurbitaceae
Product: E3 ubiquitin-protein ligase UPL6-like
Exons: 4
Coding region: 115-537 (140 amino acids)
Biological process (GO): ubiquitin-dependent protein catabolic process; protein polyubiquitination
Molecular function (GO): ubiquitin protein ligase activity
Source: RefSeq, a predicted model, not a curated record